Molecule: messenger RNA, 3024 nt
Organism: Linum trigynum
Lineage: Eukaryota; Viridiplantae; Streptophyta; Magnoliopsida; Malpighiales; Linaceae
Source: the annotation of a GenBank genome assembly
UUAUUAGGUUAUCCACCAUCAAAUAACAAUGACUUAACUUGUCACAAAAGUGGUUUUCACAAUUUCAGUGGUAAAAAAAUAUUUCAGUGAGAUACCACUUUCGAGUCCAAUGUAUUGACUGACCCAUGGGCUUGGUUGGAUGUUCAUUUACCUCUUAUGGCUCUUCGGUCGUGCUUUAGAAGAAGGCUGAAAGGCCCAUAGCAAGUCCAGUUCUCUGUAUCGUCAUCCUUCCCUUGGCUUCUCAGCUCUCGCCUUUACUUUACAGGGAAGAGUUAAGUCGCAGACUUGCAGUAGCGGAACAGAGAGGGUUUUAGAAAUUUGUACGAGAGCGCUAUGCCGGAAGCUAAGAGCAGAAAGCGCAAGCGAGGGAAGAAGACUGGCAGCAAGCCGCAAAUUCAACAACAGAAGGAGAUUAAGUCGAACGACAACACAAAGGCCAAACAUGGUGGUCAAAGUAACGAACUUGCUGCCGCUUCGAAGCGGCCAAAGCCGUCGUCUUCUUCUUCUUUCCUUGAUAAGAUGAAAGCCAGAUUAGCUGGAGGGCAUUUCAGAAUGCUGAAUGAAACGCUCUACACUUGCACUGGAGGGGAGGCAUUUAACUAUUUCAAAGAAGAUCCAUCGUUAUUUAACAUGUAUCAUGCAGGGUAUCAAGAACAAAUGGCACACUGGCCUGAGCAACCUGUAAAUGUAAUCAUAAAGUGGCUAAAAGAUCAUAACCGUUCGUUUGUUGUUGCCGAUUUUGGCUGUGGAGAUGCACGCCUAGCGAAGAAUGUAAAGAAUAAGGUGUUUUCUUUUGAUCUCAUAUCCAAGGAUCCUUCAGUAAUUGCUUGUGAUAUGUCAAAAACACCCCUUGAUUCUUCAACUGUAGAUGUAGCUGUGUUUUGCCUUUCACUGAUGGGCACUGAUUAUCCAAGUUACCUCAACGAAGCACAACGGGUGCUUAAGCCAGGUGGUUGGCUUCUGAUAGCAGAGGUAAAAAGUAGGUUUGAUCCAAUUACUGGAGGGGCAGACCCAAAUAAGUUUGUGAAAGCCAUUUCCGAGUUGGGAUUUACAUCUGUGCUGAAGGAUUUCUCAAACAAAAUGUUCAUUUUGUUCCAUUUCCAGAAGAAGGAGAAACGGGAAAGCUCGAAGAGUAAAGCAAUUGAGUGGCCGGAGUUGAAGCCUUGCUUAUACAAGCGUCGGUGAUAUCGCAAAGUCCAAAGCCUACUUACUGUUUAGGUUCAUAGGAGUUGUGGUUUGAUUUGACACUAUCCUUAAGAUAUACAGCUUCUGAUUCUCUUAUAUGUAGCAAGUAUCUCCCUUUGUCAGCUUGCUUGAUGGAAUGCCUUGGUAUUUGCAUAAAACUGAGGCUUGACGAGUUUAAGGAAUGAGAAAAUGCCUAAUGUUUUGUCUUUGUAUUCCGAGUUCGGACUUCGGACAUAGGUUGAUCCAAGCUCACUCACAUUGUAUCUCUUUUUGUAAGCGUGCUUAAUGAAGUGCCUCGGUUUUGGUCUUGUCCCAAUGAAUAAAGCUUGUGAUCUUCCAUUAAUGAACCCAAUUUCGGUUCCAUGAGUUUGUUUCUUUGAGGAAUUGGCUUCUGAGAACUCUCCAUCCUUAUCAUAGCCGUAUUGGUUAGAUAAUUCUGCUUCAGUUAUGAGAGUAUGCGUAGGACGAGUAGUAUUGUGUUAUACUAGGAGUACUAGUAUGUAAUUGGGUAGAGUUAUAUUCCUUAUUAGUAGCAGUUUUCGUGGGGCAUGGUCUUCUUCAACAUCGACACGAAGUUUGGGAUUAGUAGCAGUUAUCGGUUUCUUAGUUUUUUUUUCUUCCUCUUUUUGUGUUAGUUUUUGUUUCGGUUUUCAAAUUGUUGGUAUGUAAUUACCAUCAAUUUGGGGAGGGUAUAGAGUAUGUGUAGUACGAGUAGUAUUGUGUUAUACUACGAGUACUAGUAUGUAAUUGGGUAAAGUUAUAUUCCUUAUUAGAGUCGUAGAAGUUAGGUUAUUUCCGUUGCGUUAGGAUUAUUUUAGAAGUCACUCUUUGUACUCUAUAUAAACUAUAGACCAGGAAACCGGAUCGUACCGGCCGGUUCAACCGGAAAUUGGACCAAAAGCGGUACGGUGGGCUGCUUGUGCUGAUUUUACCGUGCCGGCCGGUUUUUUCGGUUUGACCGGUUGAACCGGCCGGUACGAUCCGGUUUCCUGGUCUAUGAUUCAGCUUCAUUUCUACGUAUUCUCGUCCAAUAUGUGAAAAAUAAUUAAAAAAGAAUAUUAUUUUGCUAUUUUUCUAUGUUGAAAAUGGGUCACCGUGGUUGUAUAAUGCUCUAUUUGGUUCUUUUUUUGAUGAAUUAUAUUUUUUAUACUAUCGUAUUUCAUUUCUCUAUCAAUAGUGAAAAACGGUAUUUACCGGUACAAAACGGUUGAACCACGGUCGUACCACAAAAUACCAUACCAGAAAGAAAUCCGGUAUGAUGUCCGGUACGGUUUCCUUUACCAUGAUAUAAACCCUAUGUGGUAUCAGUAAUAAUACACAACAGUUUCCAAUGUAUUCUGAUUUCUUAACAUCAAUGACCUCAAAAUGCAAUGCAUUAUGCACCCAUCGGGCUCCUUGGCUCUUUUUAACUAUUAUGACGGAGAAAGAAAAAUAGCAAAGAAGUAGACCUCGCAAAUUACCAUCCGAUUUGUUGAUCCGAUCCGAAGUCGCUCAAAAAAUAGAAGUUUUUAUAAUCCAAAAAUCGGAAUGAUCCAAACUCGAUUAACCUGUGGUUUUUUGGGUCAGAUUGAUGGGUUAGCCGAUUGACCCAUUAAACCCAUUCUAUUUCAUAUGUCAUUCAAAAAAAUGAUAAAAUCACUCAUAAAUUGUUGAGAUGUUUAAAAAAAUUCACAAGAUUUUGAAAGACAUGUUUGGAGUUUAAUUAAGGAUAAUCAAAUAUCAUGUGUUUCUUGUAGUAGUAUUACUCUUGUGAUUAUUUUUUGACAAUUUAUGCAAUUUGUAUUUCAUUUCAUUAGCAUGGGGAAUUUGAGAAUAUGUUAAUGAACAUGUUCUAGGUAA